This is a messenger RNA of Nerophis lumbriciformis (worm pipefish), 3013 nucleotides long. The record is from RefSeq and is a predicted model, not a curated record. NCBI's taxonomy places the organism in Eukaryota, Metazoa, Chordata, Actinopteri, Syngnathiformes, Syngnathidae.
CGAAGAAAAAUCAAAAUGGCGUUUGAUGAAGAUGACGGAGAAUACGUUAUUGUGGUUAUUAUAGUACGUUGUUCUUAAUCAGUACGUGCAUGUACACAUAUAUGUUGUCUAAUAGAGUAAACAUAGUUGACAUAAAUCUGUAUUCGGGUGCAUUAGUCCGAGCGCACUUUAAAGCUCAUUGUGCUAGCUUAGCGUGCUAGUUAGCUUAGCGUGUUAGCCGCUAACAAAGAGAGGCGGAAGUGAUGAAAACACAUCGCUAAGCAGAGAUCAAGUGUGAGUGUAAAGUGUUGUGAUUGUGUGAAAAUGUGCGAAAGAACGAUAGCAAAGUACGAGGAGGAACUUUGUCCAACAAAAGAGGAGAAGGAGCGACAACGUCAACUACUGGACGCUGUUUUCAAGAAACAUCAAGAUGUGUUACACAGAACAGACGUCCAGUGGCGUCCGCACCUUGAAGAGGAUGAUCCGCAUCCCCCUCAUGUAAAAGAGGAAGUGGAGGAGCCACACCCCCCACACAUUAAAGAAGAAGAGAAGAGAGAUUGUCUUCUAGGGCAGGAGGAGGCUGAUCUCACCAAGUUUCCACUGACUGUUGUCUCUGUGAAGACUGAAGACCAUGAAGACAAACCACCUGAGUCCUCACAGCUUCAGCACAGUCCAAACGUCCGACAGCUGAUUGGACUUCCUCAUCCGCUGGGGGCCAGCUCCGUUUUGAAGCAGGAGGAGCCACGGCCCCCUCGCAUUAAAGAGGAAGAGGAGGAAGUGUGGAUCACUCGGGUGGGAGAGUGUCCUGUAGGGCAGGAGGAGGCGGAUCUCACCAAGUUUCCACUGACUGUUGUCUCUGUGAAGACUGAAGAGCAUGAAGACAAACCACCUGAGUCCUCACAGCUUCAGCACAGUCCAAACGUCCAACAGGCAGAAGAACGUCCCCCUCACUCGCUGGAGGAGACCUCCUCUUUAAAGCAAGAUGAACCACAACCACAACAUAAAGAGGAAGAGGAGGAACUCUGGACCUCUGAGGAGGGAGAGUGUCUUCUCGGGCAGGAGGAGGCUGAUCUCACCAAGUUUCCACUGACUGUCGUCUCUGUGAAGACUGAAGACCAUGAAGACAAACCACCUGAGUCCUCACACCUUCAUCACAGUCCAAACGUCUGUGAAAAGCAUCUUCUCUCUGAGCAACAGGACUGGAGCUUCGGAAUGGAGCGAGAGGAGCCACAUUCCCCCCAAAUUAAAGUGGAAGAUGAGACGCCACAGAUCCCGCACUUUAAAAAGGAAGAGGACGACCCAUUGAUCCCCCAUUUUAAAGAGGAAGACGGACCUCCAGAGCCUCUUCACAUUAAAGAGAAUGAGGAACACAACAUCAGCCAGGAGGGAGAGCAUCUUGAAUGGUUGGAGGAGUUCCCAGUGACUGGUGUCAUUGUGAAGAGUGAAGAUGAUGAGGUCAAAAGUGAGAGUGAGGAGAAGAGAGAGGCGGAGCCUCCAAGCAGCAGCUCAACUCAACACAUGACAACAGAAGCUGAUGGAGACCACUGUGGAGGAUCACAAGCAGACAAGCUCUUAGCUCCACUAUCAGAUAGUGACAUUGACGCUAAUGAUGAAGACUCUAAAGAGGAUAAGACAUGUCACACUGACAACACACGCUUCAAAUGUUCUUACUGUGACAAAGCUUUUAAACACCGUUGGAGUCUGAAAAUACACACAAGGAUACACACCGGAGAAAAACCUUUUUCCUGUUCAGUUUGCGGUAAAGGUUUUGCACAAAGGCCAUAUUUGAAAGUACACAUGAGUACCCACACCGGAGAAAAACCUUUUAUCUGCUCAGAAUGCGGCAAAGGUUUCGCAACUAAAAGUGCGCUGAAAGGACACAUGAGAACACACACUGGGGAAAAACGUUUUUUUUGCUCAUUCUGUGCAAAGGGUUUUGCACAUAAAAGUGUGCUGGACGAACAUAUAAGAGUACACACUGGAGAAAAACCGUGUUCCUGUUCAAUCUGCGGUAAAUGUUUUGUACACCGUAACUCUUUAAAAGUACACAUUAGAACGCACACGGGAGAAAAACCUUUUACAUGCUCAAUCUGUGGUAAAGGUUUUGUCGAAAGUACCAACUUGAAAGUACACAUAAGAACACACACCGGAGAAAGACCCUUUUCCUGUUCAAUCUGUGGCAAGGAUUUUACUCAAAGGAACCAUUUGAAAGCACACAUGCGAACACACUGGUGAACGACCAUAUUAAUGUACAAGCUGCAACAAAAGUUUUUGGCACCUAGCCGAAUUUGUAAAACACACAUGAGAAGACACACAGGAGAGAAAGUGUUGAGUUGCAGUGUGUGUGGUGAAAGAUUCUCUUCUAAGUACCAGUGUAAGAAACACAAGUGUGCUGGUGAGAACAGCAGCAGCAAAUGAACAUGCAGUAACUUUGACUUGGGUCUCUAUAAUCCAUUCUAUUAAUUAUCUUUAUUACUCUCUUCUGUAAUAUGAAUAUUGUUUUUUGAUUGUUUUAUAUGUAUGUCCCCAGACCUUUAUGCAAUAAGCAAUGUGUUAUGAUCCGCUGCCCGGAUCAUAGUCUGUUUAAAUUUUUCGAGUCACUUGUGUUUUCUGUUAGUUUUGGACUCCUUGAGUUCCUGUUUAUGCACCUCUGAGUUUGUUACCAUGGCUACUGACAAAGAUAGAUAUCUUCAUAUAUCCAUAUUUAAGAGUUAUUUCUUUCUAAUAACUAGUGUUUUCUCUUUGUGCUCUUUCUGUUUUUUCUCCAUCUCAUGACCGAGGGUACAUUGUGGACUACCUUGAGCUCGAAAUGCAGGGAGUAGCAAUACUCCCUUUUAUUUGUUACCUCAUCCUGCCUCUAGCUAAGGAGAAGAAUAGACAUGUGUAUUCGUUCUGGAGAGUGGGGGUGAGGGACAUAUUGAAGAACACAGCACUUGGGUAAUGUUUUUCAGAUCAACUUGGCUACGCAAUUGAAUGUGUUGUCCUAGGCUGGUCUCUAUCUUCAAAGCUUUGAAAAUAAAUUACAAAAUACCUA